AUGGAUCCAUAUAGCCAACAUUCUAGCUUUCAAAACCUCUUAAACAGUCAAAACCCGAACAUCACUCAACACCCUUAUCAGUCUGUCCCUCUUGAGCCUAGUGUUGACCUCUCUGCGUCUGAUGCCUCUGUGUUCGGUUCACAAUGGACUGAAGAUGGCCAUGAAGAUGCAGAGACUGUGUCUGACCGUAAAGAGAGACGUAAAUGGUCACCAACAGAAGAUGGUGUGCUAAUAAGCGUUUGGUUGAACACCUCCAAAGACGCAGUGGUUGGGAAUGAGCAGAAAGCAAUUGCGUUUUGGAAACGAAUUGUUUCUUAUUUUGCUGCGAGUCCAAAGGUGGAUGGUUCUCAAAAGAGGGAGGCAACGCACUGUAAACAAAGGUGGGGGAAGAUUAAUGAAGGCAUAUGUAAGUUUGUUGGAUGUUAUGAAGCUGCAACAAAACAGAGAUCGAGUGGACAAAAUGAGAAUGACGUUUUGAAGAUGGCCCACGAGAUUUUCUACAAUGACUACAAGGUAAAAUUCACAUUGGAACAUGCGUGGUUGGAACUCCGCCAUGAUCAGAAAUGGUGUGGAGCUUCUUCAACUAAGGAUAAAGUUCAUUCUAAAAGAAGGAAGUUAGAUGAUCAAAGCGCACAUUCAUCAACGUGUGUGCCAGGAGAGGAUGAGCAACGGCCUAUUGGUGUGAAGGCAGCCAAGGUGAAAGGAAAAAGGUCAGUGAGCAAGCAAACGAACUUGGAAGAGGAAGGAAAAGAGAUUCAGAGCAUGUGGGAGCUUAGGCAGAAGGACUUUGCUCUCAAGGAUGCUCUAAACAAGCAAAAAUUGCUUGACAGCCUAAUUACCAAGACUGAGCCUUUAAGUGAACUCGAAAGUGCCUUACAAAAUAAGCUUAUUAAGGAUAUGUUGACAAGUUAG
This is a messenger RNA of Brassica oleracea var. oleracea, 912 nucleotides long. RefSeq names its product glutathione S-transferase T3-like. The record is from RefSeq and is a predicted model, not a curated record. The transcript has a single exon. Bases 1 to 912 code for a protein of 303 amino acids. Lineage: Eukaryota; Viridiplantae; Streptophyta; Magnoliopsida; Brassicales; Brassicaceae.